Echinococcus granulosus is the source of this 4074-nucleotide messenger RNA. RefSeq names its product putative kinase-interacting protein. The transcript has 21 exons. The record is from RefSeq and is a predicted model, not a curated record. The coding region runs from base 1 to 4074 and encodes 1357 amino acids. Gene Ontology annotation, molecular function: signaling receptor complex adaptor activity; JUN kinase binding; kinesin binding. Gene Ontology annotation, biological process: vesicle-mediated transport. Gene Ontology annotation, cellular component: cytoplasm. Lineage: Eukaryota; Metazoa; Platyhelminthes; Cestoda; Cyclophyllidea; Taeniidae.
AUGGGAAUGCCUCUAUACACCCACUUGACUACUGUCAAGGGUCAGUUAUCGGGAUUCUCUAAGACGGCAAAGGCGAUACUUAUGGGAACGUCUUUUGCCUACUACGCUAGCAACAUUAUUAUGAGCACAGAACGAGCAGAGGAGGUGGUGGAGGCACCACAAGGGGACAAAAUUGAUAACGAGAGAGGCAGCUACAGCGACCUGCGUCUCCUCGCGUCUGCGGAGACGGCAGACCUGACAGAUCUGUCGACAGAAGUGCAGGCCAUAGCUCAUCGCUUCAACGCCGAAUUUGAGGCAGUGCUGGCUGCAGGUGAGGCGGAUUCAGGUGCUGGAGCGGCAAUCGUGCAGCGUCUUCUGCCCACUGUGGUUGCAGUGUUGGAGCAGUUGGACGAGUUCUACAAGGACCAUGCCGCUUACAAGGCGGAGGUGAUUCAACUUCGUGAGGAAACCACUUCCCUCUUCAGCCAACUGACCAAGGAAAAGGCUGCUCGCCGUGACACUGAAGACCUGCUGAUGCGAGUGGAGGAUCAAUUUGAGAGUGAACGCAAGAUCUUGAAUGAAGCUCUGGCGCAAAACGAGACGCAGAUUCGACGCCUUGAAAUCAAGUCAAAGAACGUCGGGGAACAGCUUGCACGCAUGGAACAGAAGGAGCAAGAAAUCUUUGAAGGAGAACUCCAAACUCCACGAGCGAAUCAACGAGCUGUUACGAUCGCAUGCCGAGUUGAACGAUUCCCUGAAACAGUCAGCUGCAAUGCCAGUCUACUCAGUGAUGAAGCGACGGGACUCAGCUGGAAUGCAGGGCGAGGUGAACAAUCUGAUUCGGGAGAACAUGGAGCUAAUGGAGACCAAGUGGGUUUUUUGACCACUUUGCCUUACACUUUAUCCACAUCUAGGAACGCGCUAAAUGUUGUCAAGGACGAUCUGCUCCUACAGAGGGAUAGCCUGAAGGCAGAUAAUCAGCUGUUGAUGGAGGCGGUGAAGCAGCUGACGGAGAAACAGACCAUGCUACAGCAGGAACUUGUCAACUCAGAUCAGAUGCUCACGACUGCACGAACUGAGAUAGAGUCGUUGAAGGCUACUGUGGAGAAAUUGAAGCGAGAGCUCUCCACCAAGGGCUUCACCAAGGCGGAGAUGAUGCGCAUCAUCACCGACCGCAACUACUACAAGGAACGAUUCAUCGAGCUACGUGAUGCAAUCAAACUCAUGGAGAUGAUUAGAGCGGGCCAGCGUGGCCAUCCAGACUUGCUGGAUGACUUGCCACCCACUGUCACCGACGUGCAGGUGCAUCAGAACGCCUCACCGCAUCAUCAGUUAAAAAGUGUUUUUGCUAGGAUAGACGACUUGGAAAGGCGGCACGAGGACGGCCCCGAUGCUAAGCCAGUGGCAACAACAUCAGGUGGCGGUGCUGCUUCCCGCACCUUCCAGUCACAGCAGUGGAUCAAGAUCUACCAGUCUCCGACCACUGGGCUCACCUUUGGUUGGAUCCGUGGGUUCGGACGUGUGCGACAGGGUAAGGCCGAGUUGUCCACGACCAAGAAUCCCACCUCCCUCUUCAGCCCCGUCGCUCAUCCUGUACCCAAGAAGUGCCGCAGCAUUGGACGCUCCACGCUACGAAUUGAAUUGACUGCUGCCCUGUCAGUAGCAGCUCCACUAGAAGGAAAGUGCGCGCAACAUCUUUGGCUCAUUGGUCGAGGCGCGGCGUCAGAAGCGGUGUCAGGAAAGAAGAAGCUGAAAAAUGUCGGCAAAUUGUACAUCUUUGAUCCGCUUCAACUGACCGAUGCGUUGGUGAGCAUGGACCUCGAUGACGACUUUCUACCCAUCUCUGCGGGUCUCUUCUCCGUGGCAGAGCCGCUGAACGACUACCGCGUUUUGAUUGCUGCUUCAGAUGGUCGUUUCCUCGUCUGCGCGACUACCAGCAAUCCUGAUGCCAUCUCCAAGGAAGACGCCUGGAGGGUGACCCUCCUCUCCACCUUCAAAAUGGCCAAUCCGGGUGAAGCAGCCACUACAAUUGUCCUGGCGCUCCCCUCGCAGACGCCUUGUCUCCACGCCAUCGCUGUCGGCGACGAAGAGGCAACAUCGUCGGCUGAGACCUCGGCUUCAACUUCUCGGCGGCUAAUUUGGCUGGCGGUGUCAGGCCAAAGUCCGCCAACACCGACGAUACAGCAGCGCGGCAGUGUGGAGGGCGCGGAGGGUGUGUACCUCGGACCGCUCUCGCGACUCCUCUCGGUGUGUGCGGAGAAGCACAUCUUCCUGCAUAAAAUCGACCUCACUAGUGUCCUUACCUCCAUGAUAGGCAAUGAAGGUGCCUUAUGCUUCUUUAAACCUCAGCGAAAUCCAGCUGCCAUCCCAAAGGUAGAUAAUGAUCACAGCAUCUACGUUCUUGUUGUAGACACAACCGGUGUGCUGGAUCCAGUGGACCUGACGGUCUCGCGUCUCCUUGUGCAGGGCAAUGAGUGCAUCUGGUUUGCCACACGCUGCGGUCUCAUCGGCCGCUUUUUCAUAGCCUUUCUCCUUAACGAUGCAGCAGACGGUUCACCAACAGAGGUGCUUAGCCAGGACGCCAUAUCCCUCAGCUGUCAUGGCUAUAGGCGCCCCAUCUCCGCACUGUUAGCCAUCCGAAGUACGGACCCGAGUAACCCUUUCAUCGAGGCGUUCCUGUUAUUCCAAUUGAACCCACAUCCAAUUGUGUCUUGUAGAUCAGGUGGAGGGAAAGGAGAAGGACGCCACCACGUCAACAAAUCAGGCGUCGUUCCUGGUGGUUGCCAGCCACCUUUAGAACCCGAUACUAAUCCGAGUAAGCUGAUCCCCACUCUAUAUCUAAAAACUACUCUCGCAUUUGGUGACAAAGUAUUUUCUCUAAAAGCGGAAGAAUUGGUGGGAAACAUUGGGGGCGUCAGUGAAUCGAAAGCCUCAGUCGAUGAUGCAGCCCGUUCUCCAGAGAAGGUCGAUCAGGUUGAACAGGCAAUCAAGAUGCCAACCCAGGAGAAGGUGGAACCUCCAAUUCAAACGGAAGUUGCAGCUCCACAAUCUGAGAUCACGAAGUCUCCGAUAGCCCAAGACCACACUCGUGGAAAUUCACCACCAAUUGUUGAAGUCAGUGUUCAACUGCACGAGGAAGAGGAGGACUACGGGGAUGAGGAAGAGGAGGAGAAAGUGGAAAACACCCGAAAGGAGGAAGGGGUGGAAAAGCUUGUAAUUGCGGUAAAUGCGACCCCCAAAACUUCCCCCCCGGAAGGUAGUGAUGGUGAAAACUCCGCCUUCAGAAAACCGGCUCCCCCUCCGCCGCCUUCUAAUCCUUCUGUUCCGGCUCCAGUGAGGAAGGAGACUCGCGCAGUCGGUUUCACCGUGGAAGCCCCGGAACGCGUGAACUCUGCAGUGGAGGCCAAAUGUCCUCCCUCGAGCCUUGUCUACAUCCGGUGUCUCGUGCGUCCCUUCACCGCCGCUCAACUGUCCACCAUGCUGGAGACACACUUCGGCCGUGCCUCUGAGCUCUGGCUCGAUCGUAUCAAGUCAACCGCUGUCGCCCGUUUCUCCAACGAGGAGGUGGCUACUAGGUGUCGUGAGGGGCUGGAUGGUUGUCGAUGGCCCUCCAUCAACCCGCGCAUUCUUCAGUGCGAAUUCGCCUCAGAAGCCCUCCUCGCUUGGCUCAAAGAACAUGGCGAGGCGGGUGACAAGCCUCCGCCUAGACAUCUCCUCGGCGGCAGUAGUGCUGCCAGUGCUGCUUCCACGAAUGAAACCAACGACAGCAGCGUGGAAAGAAAACGUCCGGAAAAGUCGAUGGACGACACCGAGACCAUGGGUGGCGCGAAGAGACGUAGGUUGCAUGGUAUCGAGGGUGUAACGAAGGCGACGGAGAAGGAGGUAGAAGGGCGGGGCAAACGCGAUACGAGAGGCGAGGAGUCCUCAAAGUCGCUGGACGAUCUUUUCAAAAAGACUGAGGCGACCCCAAGUGUCUAUUGGCUGCCCCUCACCGAUGAAGCGAAAUGGCUUCUACCCUUUUUAUCUGUUCAAACAGACCCCAUCGCCAGGGAACAAGCGUGUGAUCCGCGAAAGACGUCGUUCUCCCUCGCCUAG